AUGACGAACAUUACAGCUAUUACCUUAAUUUUAUUUUCUUCGCUAGGUAAUUUAAGCAAUACUGCUAAAAUCAUCGAGACGAAUGAUGUUCAUCAUGAAGUUAGUGAUAGAAUAUUUGGUGUAGUAGAUGAUUUAUUUAUUUCUUUGAAAAUCAACCAAACGGCUAUCCAACCCAAGAAAGUUGAAGAAUACAUAGUUAUGCAGAAUUUUGCACAAAACGUGCUUCGCAAAUACUAUGAAAAGCAUAAAGAAAUGCACAAUAAUAUUAAAAUAAACAUAAGCGAUGAAAUGGCUGAUCAAAUUUCUGGCGUUAACGAAGUCAUUGAUGAAAUGAUAAGAGAACAUGCAGUUACACACAACGACAGCUUUCACGAUGAAAAUAAAACUUCUCUUCAGCUUGAGAACUUCGCUGAUUUAACAAAUAUGGCAAAAGGGUAUAAUGUCACAACGAAAGCACUCCCUCCGAUUGAUUAUACAGUAUGGAGCUCCAACUCUAGUCAGGAGUUGGACAGUCGGCGGAUUUUUAAGGGCAGCAGCACGGGCAUCGCACGGUACCCGUUCAUGGUGAGCGUGCACGUGGGGGAGCGCUUCGUCUGCGCCGGCUCGCUGCUGCAUGAGAGCCUGGCAAUCAGCGCUGCCUCCUGUCUUAUGCGAACUCGCGACGAGACUAGCCAGAUGGUACGAAUACGCAUCGGUAGUGAUUUCGUCACUAAAAUGGGCUACCUAGUAAACAUAGAUAGACUUUUCUUCCACCCAGAUUUUGACCGCUCGACCCUAGCUAACAAUUUGGUUAUUCUCAAAACUCGCAAAGCGUUACGAUUCCAAAAGAAGAAAGUGGUGGCUGUAAAGUAUGAUAAAUUUGAUAGUCUCAGUUUGAUGAAGAAAGUUAAGGAUGUCAUGAUUUUGGGAUGGGGCCGAAGGGAUCCGUCAGAAAAAACCGAAGUGGAAGAACGACCGUUAUCUCGAGCACGCCUAAAUAUCUACGAAAUAGAAGAAUGCAAAUAUAUUUACACCAAGUAA
This is a messenger RNA of Cydia pomonella (codling moth), 1020 nucleotides long. RefSeq lists its product as uncharacterized. The coding region runs from base 1 to 1020 and encodes 339 amino acids. Gene Ontology annotation, molecular function: serine-type endopeptidase activity. The transcript has 4 exons. The record is from RefSeq and is a predicted model, not a curated record. NCBI's taxonomy places the organism in Eukaryota, Metazoa, Arthropoda, Insecta, Lepidoptera, Tortricidae. Gene Ontology annotation, biological process: proteolysis.